AUGGCACAGGAAGACUACGACUAUCUCUACAAAAUUGUAUUGAUUGGUGAAAGUGGAGUCGGAAAGUCCAAUCUUCUUCUUCGAUUCACUCGAAAUGAAUUUGACCCAGAGAAGCGAUCCACUAUCGGCGUCGAAUUUGCUACAAGAAGUAUUCAACACGAACAAAAAGUCAUCCGUGCACAAAUAUGGGAUACCGCUGGACAAGAACGUUAUCGUGCUAUUACUAACGCAUACUACAGAGGUGCUGUGGGUGCAUUAAUUGUGUAUGACAUCACCAAAGAAAGUUCAUUCAAGUCGAUUGAGCGUUGGUUGAGUGAAUUGAAGGAUAACGCGGACCCAAAGAUUGUUGUGAUGGUUGUUGGGAACAAAGCUGAUUUGUCACAAACAAGAGAAGUCGACGAGUCCACUGCAAAAACGUUCUGCGAGAAUCAGAAACUCUUCUUCUUCGAGACAUCAGCACUUGAUGGAACAAACGUCGAGACCGCUUUCAAGAACCUCUUAAUCGAAAUUUAUAAACAAAACGUUUCGAACUUGGACGAGAACGCUCAAAAAGUACCACAAGAAAAGCCAGACAUCGUCCCAAUCGAGCCAGUCCUUCCUAAUGGUGAUAAAAGCAAAUGCUGUUAA
This is a messenger RNA of Entamoeba invadens IP1, 627 nucleotides long. Its product is annotated as rab11, putative. Gene Ontology annotation, molecular function: GTPase activity; GTP binding. Gene Ontology annotation, biological process: exocytosis. The transcript is spliced from 3 exons. The record is from RefSeq and is a predicted model, not a curated record. Gene Ontology annotation, cellular component: recycling endosome. Bases 1 to 627 code for a protein of 208 amino acids. Lineage: Eukaryota; Evosea; Mastigamoebida; Endamoebidae.